Molecule: messenger RNA, 3558 nt
Organism: Lolium rigidum
Lineage: Eukaryota; Viridiplantae; Streptophyta; Magnoliopsida; Poales; Poaceae
Product: probable calcium-transporting ATPase 6, plasma membrane-type
Exons: 7
Coding region: 256-3378 (1040 amino acids)
Biological process (GO): calcium ion transmembrane transport
Cellular component (GO): intracellular membrane-bounded organelle; membrane
Molecular function (GO): ATP hydrolysis activity; ATP binding; calmodulin binding
Source: RefSeq, a predicted model, not a curated record
AGUCGCAUGCUUACUACUACUCCGUAUUUCGCAUCCGAAAUCGCUCGGAAAUUUCAUCCGAAUCAGCAAUUUUCCGGACUAGUAUAAUUCCCGCAGAAAUUUUCGGUUUCAAACUGUUGGGGUUCUGGUUCUCCGGUCUCCUCGCCUCCAGCUCCAGUACUACAUAUACUCCUCCGAUGUCUGCGUUCCUUUUUCUGCUGACCAAAGCGAAGAGGGAAAGAGUUGGAGAGCAGGCGGCGAAGUAGGAGGCAGGUAAUGGAGGGAGGGAGCAGCUGGAGCAUGGACGGCUAUCUCAAUGAGCACUUCCACAUCCCCGCCAAGAACCCGCCGAGCGAGGCCCGCCUCCGGUGGCGCCGCGCCGUCGGCCGCGUCGUCCUCAACAGCCGCCGCCGCUUCCGCGAGUUCUCAGCCCUCGGCGCCGUCGACGACGCCCAGCGCCGCAAGAUCCUGGGAAAAGUGCAGGUUGUAAUUAAUGUGCACAGGGCGGCGCUGCAAUUUAUCAACGGCGUAAAACAGUACCACUUAACACAUGAGCUUAUCGAGGAAGGAUUUCGUAUCAGCCCGGAUGAACUAGCAGAAAUUACUGGCAUGCACGAAGAUUCUACGAUCUUGAAGAAGCAUGGUGGACCCAUUGGAAUAUCUAGCAAAAUUAAAGCCUCUUUGGAAGAUGGUGUCAAGGAAACUGAAAUAAUGACGAGGCAGAAGUUGUAUGGUACUAACAAGCAUGCCGAGAAACCCCCUAGAGGCUUCUGGAUGUUUGUGUGGGAUGCAUUACAUGACCUGACUUUGAUUAUUCUAGUAGUGUGUGCUCUAGUUUCUCUACUGGUUGGCCUAGCCACCGAGGGGUGGCCAAAGGGUAUAUAUGAUGGCCUUGGCAUAAUACUGAGCAUUUUAUUGGUGGUACUAGUUACUGCAUCCAGUGAUUACAAGCAGUCAAGGAAGUUCAUGGAGCUAGACCGUGAGAAGCAGAAGAUAUAUGUCGCUGUCACUAGAGAUAAGAAAACCAAGAAAGUUUUGAUUCAUGACUUGGUAGUCGGUGAUAUCUUACAUCUUUCCAUAGGUGAUGUGAUUCCUGCAGAUGGCUUGUUUAUAUCUGGUUACAGCCUACUGAUAGAUGAAUCUAGCUUGUCAGGUGAGAGCGAGCCAAUUCAAGUCUCUGAAGAAAAAUCUUUUCUACAUGCCGGGAGUAAAGUGGUAGAUGGGACAGCUAAAAUGCUCGUCACUGCCGUCGGUUCGCGUACCGAGUGGGGGAAAAUCUUGGGUACUGUUAAUGAAGAUGGAGUUCAUGAAACUCCUUUGCAAGUUAAGCUAAAUGGUGUAGCUACAAUCAUAGGGCAGAUUGGGCUUGUCUUUGCUAUUCUCACAUUUUUAGUACUUUUAGCAAGGUUCUUGGUCGACAAAGCAAUGCAUGUUGGUUUGAUGAAUUGGUCGGCGAAUGAUGCAUUGAUAAUAGUCGACUACUUUGCUAUUUCGGUGACCAUUAUUGUCGUCGCAGUCCCCGAGGGUCUGCCAUUGGCUGUGACUCUUAGUCUAGCAUUUGCCAUGAAGAAGUUGAUGAAUGACAAAGCACUAGUCAGGCAUCUUGCAGCAUGUGAAACCAUGGGCUCAGCCAGUUGUAUUUGCACUGAUAAGACAGGAACUUUAACAACAAACCACAUGAUCGUUGAUAAGAUUUGGAUCAGUGAUGUAUCCAAAUCGGUUAAUGCUGAUGCAAACAUCACUGAGCUAAAAUAUGUAAUUUCAGAAAGAGUUAUGGUAAUCCUUGCACAAGGCAUAUUUGUGAACACCGGAUCCGAGGUGGUUAAGGGAGAUGAUGGCAAAAGAACCAUCCUGGGUACACCAACUGAAGCAGCACUGUUGGAGUUUGGCUUGACCUUGGAAGGAGAUGGAUAUGCUGAACACAAUAAGCUCAGCAGAGUAAGAGUAGAGCCUUUUAAUUCAGUCAAGAAAAAGAUGUCUGUGAUAAUACGGUUACCAGACGGAGGUCUCCGUUCAUACUGCAAAGGUGCAUCAGAAAUUAUUCUGGGGCACUGUGAUACUUACCUCAGCAGUGAAGGAAAUAUAAUUCCACUGUCAGAGAAGCAGAAGGAAAAUGUGUUAGAUAUAAUUAAUUCGUUUGCUUCUGAGGCGCUGAGAACACUUUGCAUUGCAUUUAAGGAUCUGAAUGAAAUUUCUGACGAGGAACCUAUACCAGACAAUGGUUACACACUGAUAGCACUUUUCGGUAUAAAGGACCCAGUUCGUCCUGGUGUCAGGGAUGCAGUAAUGACUUGCAUGGCUGCUGGUAUUACCGUAAGAAUGGUAACAGGAGACAACAUCAACACUGCUAAAGCUAUUGCGAAGGAAUGUGGAAUAUUGACUGAGGAUGGGAUAGCAAUAGAAGGACGAGAGCUUCAUGAUAAGAGCUCGGAUGAACUGAGGGAGCUCCUGCCUAGAAUUCAGGUAAUGGCCCGUUCCUUACCUAUGGACAAAUAUAAAUUGGUAACAAGCCUGAAAAGCAUGUAUCAAGAGGUAGUUGCAGUUACUGGUGAUGGAACCAAUGAUGCACCGGCACUGUGUGAGUCAGACAUUGGACUUGCAAUGGGUAUUGCUGGAACAGAGGUCGCAAAGGAGAGCGCAGAUGUUAUAAUAAUGGAUGACAAUUUCAAAACCAUUGUAAAUGUUGCUAGAUGGGGUCGUGCUGUUUACUUGAACAUUCAGAAGUUUGUACAGUUCCAACUUACAGUUAAUAUAGUUGCUCUGAUAGUGAACUUUGUCUCAGCAUGUGUCACAGGGACUGCGCCACUUACUGCUGUCCAGUUGCUAUGGGUAAACAUGAUUAUGGAUACACUUGGAGCCUUGGCCUUAGCCACGGAACCGCCAAAUGACGAGAUGAUGAAGAGGCCGCCAGUAAGGCGAGGAGAUAGUUUUAUCACUAAGGUUAUGUGGAGGAAUAUUCUUGGUCAGGCUUUAUAUCAGCUCAUUGUAUUGGGUACUCUCAUGUUUACUGGAAAGAGACUACUUAAUAUUGAAGGUCCAGCUGCUGAUAAAACCAUCAAUACUCUCAUAUUCAACUCUUUCGUCUUUUGCCAGGUUUUCAAUGAAAUAAAUAGUAGGGAAAUGGACAAGGUCAAUGUCUUCCGAGGGAUAUUCAGAAAUUGGAUCUUUGUCAGCAUAUUGGCAGCUACAGUAAUAUUCCAAGUGGUCAUAGUGGAACUUCUUUGCACUUUUGCGAACACCGUGCCAUUGAGUUGGGAUCUAUGGUUGCUCAGUGUCAUUCUUGGUUCACUUAGUAUGAUCAUUUCCGUGAUCCUCAAGUGGAUUCCCGUUGAAUCUGGGAAGACAAAUACCAAACCCCAUGGGUACGAGUUAAUUCCUGAAGGCCCAGAAACUCUGUAACUUCACGCGCAAAUUCUGCUGUUUCCACGGUGGCAAGCCCCAAUCCUCACAACAGACACGGAUUUCUUGUCAGCCUUACUUCUUUGUCAGUGUAGUUUUGCUUUGGAAUAUAGUCCCAGCAAUCAGCCUUGGAGUUGACACUGAAGACUGAAAUGCUAAGGAACAUGUAAAUCAAAUGAC